Molecule: messenger RNA, 763 nt
Organism: Pseudogymnoascus verrucosus
Lineage: Eukaryota; Fungi; Ascomycota; Leotiomycetes; Thelebolales; Thelebolaceae
Exons: 2
Coding region: 56-622 (188 amino acids)
Biological process (GO): ribosomal large subunit export from nucleus
Cellular component (GO): nucleolus; preribosome, large subunit precursor
Source: RefSeq, a predicted model, not a curated record
CGAAGUGGGGGAACAAACAUCCACUGAAUAAAAUCAACAACGAAUUUUUUAAAAUAUGGCCAAGUCAGCUCCACCAAAAAAGAAGAGCGUUGCCUCCGUGCGCUCUCGAGCAGCAAAGCGAGCAUCUUCGCCCAGUAUCGAUACCGAUAAGUCGCUCAAAGAAGCCAAACCACCAUCCGAGACAAAAACACCUGCAGUGCUAGGUAUCCAUCACGGUGCCGGCAUUACCAAGAAGUCCAAGCAUGGCAGAAAAGCAGUGUUGAGCGCGAGGGCCAAGCGGAGACAAGAAAUCUCGAUGGACAGAGCUGAGGCGGCAAUGGACAAGAAGUCAACCAAGAUUGAGAAGAGCAAGGAUCGUGCCAGGACUAUACAGAGCAGGAGCAAAACUUGGGACGAGCAGAACCGCAGGAUGCUGGCCAGGAAGGAAAUGGAGGCCGCGAUUGCAAUUGAGCGCGAACAGGGCGGUGACUGGGUUGACGAAUCUGGCGACGACGAGGUUGAGGAGGAGGCUACCGCCACUCCUACUGACAUCGGCGACGUUAAAAUGGAUUUAGAAGCUGCGCCGUCGGCUUCUGCCACAGUUGAUGCAGUUGUAGCGGAAGAGGAGGAGGAAGAAUUAUGAUCGCAACGAGAUAUGUUCUGGGAUGAUUUCGGAGUAUGGCGUUGGUGGGAUAAAAUUAUACCAUAUCGAGAAGAAUAUCACGAUGGCAAAUAAUGCUCUUUGACAUUAGACAAUUUUGAAAUUAAAAUAUAUGCUAACUAA